Messenger RNA from Hyaena hyaena (striped hyena), 2090 nucleotides. RefSeq names its product transmembrane serine protease 3 (gene TMPRSS3). NCBI's taxonomy places the organism in Eukaryota, Metazoa, Chordata, Mammalia, Carnivora, Hyaenidae. Gene Ontology annotation, cellular component: membrane. Gene Ontology annotation, molecular function: serine-type endopeptidase activity; protein binding. Bases 16 to 1380 code for a protein of 454 amino acids. The transcript has 13 exons. Gene Ontology annotation, biological process: proteolysis. The record is from RefSeq and is a predicted model, not a curated record.
CCUGAAAUAGUCACCAUGGGGGAAAAUGACCCACCCGCGGCUGAGGCCCCCUUCUCCUUCAGAUCGCUUUUUGGACUUGACGAUUUGAAAAUAAGCCCUGUUGCACCAGACGCGGAUGCUGUUGCCGCACAGAUACUGUCCCUCCUGCCACUGAAGUUCUUUCCAAUCAUCGUCAUCGGGAUCAUUGCGCUGAUAUUAGCACUGGCCAUUGGUCUGGGCAUCCACUUCGACUGCUCUGGAAAGUACAGGUGUCGCUCAUCUUUCAAGUGCAUUGAGCUGACGGCUCGAUGCGACGGGGUCUCGGACUGCAGGGACGCGGAGGAUGAGUACCGCUGCGUGCGCGUGAGUGGCCGCCACGCGGCGCUCCAGGUGUUCACGGCUGCUGCCUGGAGGACCGUGUGCUCUGACGACUGGAGGGGUCACCACGCUAACGUCGCCUGUGCCCAGCUGGGGUUUCCAAGCUACGUGAGUUCAGACGCCCUCAGGGUGGGCCUGCUGGAGGAGCAGCUGCGAGAAGACUUCGCUUCCAUCAAUCACCUCCUGCCUGAUGACAAAGUGACCGCUCUACACCACUCGGUGUACGUGAGGGAAGGGUGUGCCUCGGGUCACGUGGUCACCUUGAAGUGCACGGCCUGCGGUCUGAGAACAGGCUACAGUGCGCGCAUCGUGGGAGGAAACAUGUCCUCGCUGGCGCAGUGGCCGUGGCAGGCCAGCCUUCAGUUCCAGGGCUACCACUUGUGUGGCGGCUCUGUCAUCACGCCCGUGUGGGUGGUCACCGCCGCCCACUGCGUCUACGACCUGUACGUCCCCAAGUCGUGGACCAUCCAGGUGGGUCUGGUCUCCCUGCUCGACAGUCCGGCCCCUUCCCACCUGGUGGAGAAAAUCAUCUACCACAGCAAGUACAAGCCCAAGAGGCUGGGCAACGACAUCGCGCUCAUGAAGCUGGCCGGGCCCCUCACCUUCAACGAGAUGAUCCAGCCCGUCUGUCUUCCCAACUCCGAAGAACAGUUCCCCGACGGAAAAAUGUGCUGGACGUCGGGAUGGGGGGCCACGGAGGACGGAGCAGGCGACGCCUCCCCGGUCCUCAACCACGCAGCGGUGCCCUUAAUCUCCAACAAGGUGUGCAACCACAGGGACGUGUACGGCGGCAUCAUCUCCCCCUCCAUGCUCUGUGCCGGCUACCUGAAGGGCGGUGUGGACAGCUGCCAGGGGGACAGCGGGGGGCCGCUGGUGUGUCAGGAGAGGAGGGCGUGGAAGCUGGUGGGGGCGACAAGCUUUGGCAUCGGCUGUGCUGACGUGAACAAGCCGGGCGUCUACACACGCAUCACCUCCUUCCUGGACUGGAUUCAUGAGCAGAUGGAGAGGGACCUGAAAACCUGAAGAGAGGGGAAUGGGCCGCCAUUUUGAGUUCCCGCCAUGAUGGAGACACCCGUCCUUCCACGGGUCCCCGGGGGGGAAACUUGAGGCAUGAGCCAGUGCCUCCAGAGCUCUUCCUCAUGGCACCACCGCAGAGCCCCAAGAAGGAGAAUCUUUCUGUCCCUGAGCCUCUAGAAUAGCUCGCUCCUAGCCCCUCAACAAGCUCCUGGGGUGUUGGGCUAAAAUGGCCCUGAAGCUCCUUUGUGACGCGACCUUCACCGAGCUCAGAAGCAGGAACGCCUUCCUGGUGCUACCUGGUCCCCCCCCCCCCAACCCGGUCCAUCUGGUUCUCUCUGCCCUGGGGCAUUCGCCACCAUGACUGAUGAGCCUGGAGAAUCUCACCACAAGUCACACCAGCGCUCAGUGGGGACAUGCCAGCCCGGAGCCGCAAGGGGGCGUCGUGGUAGAUGUCGCUGUCUGUGCAAUUUUUACCCCAUGGCAGCGGAACCAAACCAGAUCUUUCUACCUCCCAGAUCCCUUUUUGCCUGUGAGAACUUCACCCACAAGUGAUUCGUUGUGAGGUUUUCUUUCUAGUCUUUCUUUGUAGUAUUUGGUGCUUGGUGUAAUAUUUGUCCCUUCCUUCCGAAGGACGUGUGCACUCUUAACGCAUUCGUCCAUCACAACUUGUCUGAAUGAAUACUGACCACUCGUGUAAAUUGGAAUCAUAAACUUAA